AUGGAGAAUUUGAGCUUGUUGGAGUUCCUAAUUAUCACCUUAAACUGUAAUGUGACCAUCAUGGGAAUGCUCUGGCUGAUCGUGGCAGUCUUGCUGAGGAUACUGGUGGUGAUCUUGGCAGGGUCACCUAUCUACCAGGACGAACAGGAGAAGUUUGUUUGCAACACCCUGCAGCCAGGAUGUGCCAACGUUUGCUACGAUCUCUUCUCCCCAGUGUCGCCGCUGCGGUUCUGGCUGGUGCAGAGCCUGGCGCUGCUCCUGCCUUCUGUGAUCUUUGGCGCCUUUGUCCUGCAUCAAGGGGCGAAGUUGGCUGCCCAGGGAGCCUGCAGGGCCCGGGUGCCCGACCUGUCAGCCGCCUACCUGGUACACCUGCUGCUGCGCACCUUGCUGGAGGCUGGGCUGGCUUCCCUGCACUAUUUUUUCUUCGGCUUUUCUGUGCCCACCCGAGUGUCUUGCUCGCGUGUGCCCUGCUCAGGGGCUGUGGACUGCUACGUGUCGCGGCCCACAGAGAAGACCCUCCUGAUGCUGUUCUUUUGGGCAGUGAGUGCGCUAUCCUUCCUGCUCAGCUUGGCCGACCUGCUUUGCAGCUUGCCGAGGAGGACAGGGGACACCACGCAAUGCACGAAGGGAGAGGCCAGACUGGUCCCCACUCCUCCCCCUGGCUUCUUAAAAGACCCUCAGGGCCAUCAUAGCCAGCGGCAGGUGGACCAGGAGCACAGGCAGGAGGAGCAGGGUGUGCCUGAAUUGGCCUGCCUAUGGACUUCAGGUCAGGACAGCAACAGACGGGUUAGUCAGGCCAAUGUGUCAGGGCGAGAGGAGUAUGCAGACCAAGAUGUUAGUGAGGCCACUUCCUCAGCUGGUGACAGGUUAGUUGUGGCUCACACACAGCAUGAGUUCAUAUCCCACAGAGAGACUUCCCCUGACCUGGUGGGCAAAAACUCACGGUCAGAUAAACUCUCCUUGGCCACCCAGAGCCCCCUGGCCAGACCCUGUUCAGCCAGCCAGCCUCAAGCUCCUGGUCGGCUAGCUACCUCUGGUAGUGUCCCCCACCUGAGAACCAAAAAAUCUGAGUGGGUAUGAAGGCAGCCAUGC
Acomys russatus (golden spiny mouse) is the source of this 1092-nucleotide messenger RNA. RefSeq names its product gap junction protein delta 4 (gene Gjd4). The record is from RefSeq and is a predicted model, not a curated record. NCBI's taxonomy places the organism in Eukaryota, Metazoa, Chordata, Mammalia, Rodentia, Muridae. Gene Ontology annotation, cellular component: connexin complex. The transcript is spliced from 2 exons. Gene Ontology annotation, biological process: cell communication. The coding region runs from base 1 to 1080 and encodes 359 amino acids.